Lodderomyces theae is the source of this 2949-nucleotide messenger RNA. RefSeq lists its product as uncharacterized. Bases 1 to 2949 code for a protein of 982 amino acids. Lineage: Eukaryota; Fungi; Ascomycota; Pichiomycetes; Serinales; Debaryomycetaceae. The transcript has a single exon. The record is from RefSeq and is a predicted model, not a curated record. Gene Ontology annotation, molecular function: myosin binding.
AUGAACUUUGACAGAUUCAACCCACUAUCGAGUAAUUUUAUUUACAAACAGACAGUCACAAAAGAGCCACAACAAGAUGCAAAACUUAAUUCUAAUUCAGACAUGAGUGAUUGGGGGAUUGAUGAGGACCUUGCCACUCCAACAUCUGCAGAAGGUACCGCAACAUUCUCGAAUUACAUGUCUCCCACCGGAUCAUCGUCUGCUACUGUUCACACAAAUCCCAUACAAGCGCCACCAACAUUAUCAAAUCGACAGCUGAGCUAUAGCAAUCACAGUUCGACUACGUUUAUGCACGACGAGACAUUUGUUCCACCGCUUCCUACAUUUUCUCAGCACCAGAGCCUCCAUCAUCUACAACUGCCACAAUCACAUUCACAACCGCAUCUGCCAUUUAAAAGAAGGGGUUCGAUAAAUCUGAAUUCGUCGCUGCAGUUUAAUCCACAUCCCAGUCUACAUCAAUCGUUGAGCCACCACCAACUACAUCGAUCACAUUCGAAUGCUAGUCAGUUGAACUUGCUACAGUAUUGUCAGCACUCGGGAAAUGUUCUCUACCCAAACACAGAAACCUUGUCCAAAUUUGUCCAGAAAUAUUUAUCAAUGGAGCAUCUACUGGCUGGAUUCUGGGAAAAGUUUAAGUACAAUCUCAUUAUAUCAAACUUACUCGAGGAUUCAAUGAUCCUUUCCAAAAAUGAGUCGAGCUUGCAACUACUAAAUUCCAACCAAACUUCCAAUUCAACGAAACAUUUGAAAUUUUCCAUCAAUGAUGAUGGUACACGAUUAACUAUCUUGAACACAUCUUAUAACCUCAAAUACAACUAUCGCUACAACAACUUUUCAGCGAUAUUACUUGUUAUAAAUUUGAUUAUCUAUUUACUAAAGCAACAACAGUUUGCUUACUUUGGCCAGCUACAUAUGAAUCAAGAGUCUCAAUUUUCCAUGUUGAAAUUCAUUAUUGUUGCUUCAUCCAAAUUAAUCAAAGUUCGGAAAUUUAAAACAAUUACUGAAACGACCAAAAUACUAGACUUGUUGAAGGAUUUUUUGAGGUUGAAUUAUAUUGCCAAUAAGAAUUUGAUACUCAGCAUGGUCAAACUAAAAGGCAAGGAAUUGGAUCAACAACAAGGAAGUGCAAAUGCCACUCAUUUAUUAAAUUCUUUGUCGUUUUUGAACUUGUCAUUGAAAAGUGUGGUUGUAAAACUCCUUCCACAUAUGAAUGGCGAUCUAUUUCAGCAACAUUCUAAUGUAAACAAUAUCAAUGUGAGCAUACUAACACAAAAUUAUGACCACGAAGGAGACCAGGAUGAUGAUCUUGCGGAGGUUAUUUUCAGUAUCAAUAAAUUCAAUCAACUAAGGAAAUUGUUUAUUUGUCAACUAAUAACCUUGAACGAAAGCGCACAAAGCAAUUUCUUUCUUUUGAAUCUUAUGGAUCAAUUCGAAAUUGAAGAAACAGUAAGUGACUUGUCAACCUUUGAAAAAUUUCAGCUUGUACAUGAUGUGCUAUCUGAUCACAACGAGUCAAUAAAAACCAUCAAUAAAAUGUUCUUUAAGCGCGAGGUUGUUUCGCAGCUGGAUAAUUUGCAAACUAAACCUACAGAUGAGGACAUUACCACUAAUCUACACCUGAGUUUGUUUCAAUUCACAUCGAGAGUCCACAAGUUUGCAAACAAUUUGAGCUAUUUUAACAAGUAUAACCAAUCGCUUAGUCGAGAGAAUAUAGACGAGCAAUAUGAAAAAUUGGCCAUUUUCCAACAAUUUAACGACGAAUUGAAUCAACUCAAGUUACUUCACAAGCAAACUUUGCAAGAGCUCAACCAAGAAGUGAAUCCCGAUUAUGCCAUUGUAAACUCGCCCAGAUCAACAGUAUCAUCAUCGCCUCAACUAAAGCAAAUUUCGUCCUUCAAUCUCAAGUCAUUUAAUAAUUCAUCAAUAAAGAAGCGGUUUUCAUUACCAUCAAGUGUGUCAACCUCGGACCUGACUACAGCUAACGGCAAUUGUGAUGGAGUAUUGACGGCAUCACCCACAUUGACAACAACAAAGUCGUUACCCGAGAGCAAUGAGAGGCCCUUGACAAAACCCAAAAAGUAUAAGCGGUUAUCUACGGGGCUACAGUUGGGACUUCUAACUGUGUUUGAAGAGAAUGGGGAUCGUCCUUUGCUGAAGGUGUCUUCCAAUGACAAUCGAAACUCCACUUCCUCAUUCACCUCACAACCAACAGCAACCAUUCCUGCAACAGUACCUGCAACCGCCUCUCCGCGGUUGCUCCCCCCUGCAAAAGUCUCCUAUGAUGACAACUACAUAAAUAUUCUCCCAGAACAUCAAUUUGAAAGUUACAACAAAUCUACAUUAGAUCAAUUGAUAUCUAGCAAAGUCAAGAAUCGAAAUUCAUUGCAGAAUCGAAACUCGAUCAAUAUGAGCAGCCGGUUUUCAUUAAACUCGGUCCAGAGUAACGUUUCUGGGAUAUCUGAUUUGAUUUCAACGCAGUUGACGAGCUUCAAUGGUGGAGAAGGAGAAGAAGAAGAAGAAGAAGAAGAAGAAGAAGAAGAAGAAGAAGAAGAAGAAAAUCAUUGUAACCAUGCUGAUAGAACUAAUUCUGAAUCAAAUUUGGAACUAGCCAAUACUCAAGUGGGGCAAGUACAGCAAUCACAACCGAGGGAAUUGAAUGAUGAUUCAUUAGUGACUGAGAAUUUCGAUCCUGGUCAAUUGACUCAGGAGGAAUUGAAAAUGAAGCUCGAGGCUAGUUUUGCCAAAAUUCACAGUUUGGAAGCUGAAAAUAAGAAAUUGAGCAAUGAAAAGAAUAGCAGUGGUGGUGGUGGUCGUCGUAAAAAAGCCAAGGACGGUGUCGUUCUUCAUGAUAUUACUAAUGAGCAGCUACAACAACUCGUUGAAAGUCAACCUGGUGUUCCCGAUACUGCAUUCCUCAAAAGUUUGGAAUCGAAAUUGAGUAUGAAAUGA